Sphaerodactylus townsendi is the source of this 2211-nucleotide messenger RNA. RefSeq names its product Fos proto-oncogene, AP-1 transcription factor subunit (gene FOS). Gene Ontology annotation, cellular component: nucleus. Lineage: Eukaryota; Metazoa; Chordata; Lepidosauria; Squamata; Sphaerodactylidae. Gene Ontology annotation, molecular function: DNA-binding transcription factor activity, RNA polymerase II-specific; RNA polymerase II cis-regulatory region sequence-specific DNA binding. The transcript is spliced from 4 exons. Gene Ontology annotation, biological process: regulation of transcription by RNA polymerase II. Bases 186 to 1298 code for a protein of 370 amino acids. The record is from RefSeq and is a predicted model, not a curated record.
GCGAAGGUACCGCACUUUACUCCAACAGCAGAGCUAACUCGAGUGACUGGAGCGGGCAAGGAAAGAGUCGUGGCUGAGGCAUACAAGUAACCUGUGCUCCUGGCCAAAAGAACCGCUCAGUUCGGAUACUCAUCUGGGGUAGCUACAUCGACCCGAAGGGUUUGUACGUUCCCAGGCUAUCCGACAUGAUGUAUCAGGGCUUCACCGCUGACUACGACGCGGCUUCCUCACGCUGCAGCAGCGCUUCUCCGGCUGGAGAUAGCCUCACCUACUAUCCAUCCCCAGCGGACUCCUUCUCCAGCAUGGGCUCGCCUGUCAACGGACAGGACUUCUGCACCGACCUAUCUGCUUCCAGCGCCAACUUCGUCCCCACCGUGACUGCCAUUUCCACAAGUCCGGACUUGCAAUGGAUGGUUCAGCCCACCCUGAUCUCUUCGGUGGCUCCUUCCCAGAACCGAACCCAUCCCUACGGUCUCCCUGCUCCUUCCAGCGCCGCCUACCCCAGGAACGGCAUGGUCAAGACCGCGGGAAGCAGAGGGCAAAGCAUUGGCAGGAGGGGCAAAAUUGAACAGCUGACGCCAGAAGAGGAGGAAAAAAGGCGGAUCCGGCGGGAAAGGAACAAGAUGGCAGCUGCUAAGUGCCGCAACCGGAGGAGGGAAUUGACGGACACCCUUCAAGCGGAGACGGACCAGCUGGAGGAAGAGAAGUCCUCGCUGCAAAACGAGAUCGCCAACUUGCUCAAGGAGAAGGAGAAGCUCGAAUUCAUCCUGGCCGCGCAUCGCCCCGCCUGCAAGAUCCCGGAGGAGCUCCAGUUCUCCGAGGAGCUGGCCGCCGCCUCCUCGCUGGAUCUGCUGGCCGACGUGCCCGGGUCCAGCAGCUCCCCCGAGUCCGAGGAAGAGGCCUUCGCGCUGCCGCUGCUGCACGAGCCGAUCCCGGCCGAGCCGGCCAAGGAGAGCAACUGCCUGGACCUGAAGGCCGAGCCCUUCGACGACUUCCUCUUCUCGCGCCCGGCCCGCGAGACUCCGCGCUCGGUGCCGGACGUGGACCUGUCUGGCUCGUCGUCUUUCUACGCGGCGGACUGGGAGCCCCUCGGGGCGGCGGCCAGCGUGGACCUGGAGCCGCUCUGCACCCCGGUGGUGACCUGCACGCCCUGCCCCAGCACUUACACCACCUCCUUCGUCUUCACCUACCCGGAGACCGACUCCUUCCCGAGCUGCGCCGCCGCGCACAGGAAGGGCAGCAGCAGCAACGAGCCCUCCUCCGACUCGCUCAGCUCGCCCACCCUGCUGGCCUUGUGAAGGGGCUGCCGCGUGCUGCUGGUGCAGAAAUCCCCGCGGGGGCCGGGGGCGUUGUUGUCGCCGUGCAAGCCGGACCCCUGAUCGAUCCUCUUUGCUGCUGCUGCUGCUGCCUGCAUGGCGCCUGAGGCCGCGAAGGAGCCCCUCUCUUCUUCCCGUGGAGCUGCCGGAUCUCCCGCAAGGCCUGGGGAAGGCAAAGCGCCUCCGCCCCGGCGGCUGCUAGGAGCAGCCCAUCUGGAGUGGAAGGACUUUGUCGCGAAGGGACUGCUCUGCAGCCUGCCGUCCGGCCUGAUACCUCUUCCAGAGAUGUAGCAAAAUAUCGCAUGGAAUUUCUGUCUUGUCCCCCACCCAUGAGAACCGGUAGUUUUUGUAGCAUGUCGAACAUGGCUGGGUUGGUGACUCUCCCCUUCCCUUCCUUUCCUUUAAUAUUCACUAGCAUUAACUAAUUAAUCUGUUGGUUUAAAUGACUGGAAGUUUAAUAUGGUGCUGGGUAUCUUCAACUCGUAUCUAGUGCAGCUGAUUAACAAUAACUACUGUGUUCCUGGCAAUAUCGUGUUUUUGAUGACUUAGAAAUGACCCGACUUUAAACUGCGAAAAAAGAGACUAUUUUAUUUUCUAGUAGAUGAAUAAAUAGCUAUGUUGUCCAUGUACUAUAGUUCUCCUUGUACAUCAAUGUUCAUUGUAACUUUGACUGAUCAUGCAUUGUUGAAGUGGUCUGAGAUUGUUGAUUGGUUUUGGAAUAAGUUUUCCAUGAAAACGUUUUUAUUGUGUGUUUAAUUUAUUUAUGGAGAUAUUUAUAUUUUUAUUUUUUUCUACCUUGAGGUAUUGACAUGUGGAAAGUGAAUUUGUAUGAAUUUUAAGCAUUGUUGGCUUAGUGUUCAAGACACUGUCAAUAAAUCAUUUAAGCUGAAUGCUA